UUCCGUCUUGCUUGAAGAUAAAUUACAGAAGGACAAAGUCAAAUCCAGAUUUUGUGGUGUGAAAAUUUACCCUGGUGUGUUAUCACUACCAGGGAAUCUGACUUCAGCCAGGAGCAGUGAGAGCCUCCCCUCCCCAGCCAUGCUGACUACUGCCCUAGGACUGCUGAUGCUGGUAGCAGUGGUUGAAUUUCUCAUCAGUUUAAUUGGAAAUGGAGUCCUCGUGGUCUGGAGUUUUAGGGAAUGGAUCAGAAAAUUCAGCUGGUCCUCAUAUAACCUCAUUAUCCUGGGCCUGGCUGGCUGCCGAUUUCUCCUGCAGUGGCUGAUCAUUUUGGACUUAAGCUUGUUUCCACUUUUCCAGAGCAGCCUCUGGCUUCGCUAUCUUAAUAUCUUCUGGGUCCUGGUAAGCCAAGCCAGCUUGUGGUUUGCCGCCUUCCUCGGUGUCUUCUAUUGCAAGAAGAUCACAACCUGUGAUCAUCCUGCCUACUUGUGGUUGAAGCGGAGGGCCUAUAACAUGAGUCUUUUGUGCCUUCUGUGGUGCUUUAUAAUCAAUUUGUUACUGACAGUCCGAAUUGGCUUAAUGCUCUAUCGUCCUCCCGAAGGAAACAGCACCAUCCUGUAUCCCUUUGCAAGUUGGCAGUACUUGUAUGUACUUCAGCUCAAUUCAGGAAGUUGGUUGCCUUUCAUAGUGUUCCUUGUUUCCUCUGGGAUGCUGAUUGUCUCUUUGUAUACACACCACAGGAAGAUGAAGGUCCAUUCAGCUGGUAGGAGGGAUGCCCGAGCCAAGGCUCACAUCACUGCCCUGAAGUCCUUGGGCUGCUUCCUCUUACUUCACCUGGUUUAUUUCAUAGCCAGCCCCUACUCCAUCACCUCCAAGACUUAUCCUCCUAAUCUCACCAAUGUCUUCAUCUCUGAGACACUCAUGGCUGCCUAUCCUUCUCUUCAUUCCCUCAUACUGAUUAUGGGGAUUCCUAGGGUGAAGCAGACUUGUCAGAAGAUCCUGCAGAAGACAGUGUGUGCUCGGAGAUGCUGGGGCCCAUGAUCUGGGGAGAAGCUUGUGGUCAGGGCACUCUUGGGAUGCUCUGUUGAUAGCUCUCUAUAAGGGAGCUGCCUUUCAUGUCUUUUAAGAUUUUCCUUCUUUU
Saimiri boliviensis boliviensis (Bolivian squirrel monkey) is the source of this 1139-nucleotide messenger RNA. NCBI's taxonomy places the organism in Eukaryota, Metazoa, Chordata, Mammalia, Primates, Cebidae. The record is from RefSeq and is a predicted model, not a curated record.